Molecule: messenger RNA, 1140 nt
Organism: Anisakis simplex (herring worm)
Lineage: Eukaryota; Metazoa; Nematoda; Chromadorea; Rhabditida; Anisakidae
Source: the annotation of a GenBank genome assembly
AUGUCACUGAAGUUACAGAAAAUUAAAGUCAUGGCUUAUGCCUAUGAACAGCUGAUCAAGUGUGCAGCAGCAUGUAACGAUGCUAAUCCUGAUGAAUUAACGAGACGAAUCGUACUCAAGUUUCGACUUGUGAGCGAAUGCAUUCAAUCGCAAGAUGCUGAAACCGUGAAUCAGUGUGCGACCGAAUGCCGUCAUCCAGCUGAUGCAACUGUGCAGUUUGAUUCUUCGCCGUCUGCGACAGUCAAUCCGUUCGCAUUUUUCGACAGUAUUACCCCAGUUUGCCGUUGCAGCAGUCUCGAAUGUAUCGUGAAAUGCACAAUUUCGGAAUCGAACAAAAAAUGUGCUGGUUCAGGAGAUAUUUUCAGAGAUAUCGCACUCAAGCAAAUAAUUGUUGCGAGUGAACGUCUUCGUAAUGAUCUUGAUAACUCAUCGUCGCCAGUUGCUGGACAACUGGCGAAGAUUUACCUUGAAGCACUUCCUGACGAAUGUAUGUAUAUCGUCGAUCCAGCUAAAUAUAAUGCGGGUGAUGACGACACAGUAAAAGUGACGAUUAUUGAUGAUGGCAGUAUAUCUGAGCAAAUCAGUACUCAUUUCGAUACAAUCUCCACGACCACUCAAGGCUUCUCAGGAGAUAGUUCACAAGAAAGGGAUGCAACGUCCACAAUAGCAACGUUCGCUUUUGAACCAGUCAAUGAGCCAGAGAUUCCAAUUGGACCACCGUCGUUCGUAGCGCAAAUCCCAAAUCUGUCGAAUGUUGAACACAUUCCUGAGAUAGAUGAUCCCAGUGAAGCAGAGAGCAGUAGCAGUCUAAUACCUGAAAUCAACGAGCAGCCUCUAAAUGACAAUACUACUGCCCAUCGGUCAACGUCUAGCGAAACUACUCAGUCCAGUCUUCUUAACGAUGCAACAUCAAGCAUAUCAUCUGAACAUGCAACUGAGAACGACCCAGCUGAAGAGGUUCAUCUUGAGAAAAUCGAAACGAGCACAAACGAAGCUGAACGCACAAUUAUGGUGGUGAACGACGACGAAUCUGAAAUCGCUCAUAAUGAAGUACGAGAAGAGAAUCACGAGGCACAACAACAAAAACAACACCAUGUUAGAGUUCUUCUGCUUAUUCUUUUUCGCAAAAUCAAUUGGUAA